Molecule: messenger RNA, 2016 nt
Organism: Enhydra lutris kenyoni (northern sea otter)
Lineage: Eukaryota; Metazoa; Chordata; Mammalia; Carnivora; Mustelidae
Product: brevican
Exons: 7
Coding region: 1-2016 (671 amino acids)
Biological process (GO): cell adhesion
Molecular function (GO): hyaluronic acid binding
Source: RefSeq, a predicted model, not a curated record
AUGGCCCCACGGUUCCUGCCCCUGCUGGCAGCUCUGGCCCUGGCCCAGGGCCCUGUGGCCUUAGCUGAUGCCCUGGAGGGGGACAGCUCAGACGACCGGGCCUUCCGCGUGCGCAUCGCUGGCGACGCGCCACUGCAGGGCGUGCUGGGCGGCUCCCUCACCAUCCCGUGCCACGUCCACUACCUGCGGCCACCGCUGGGCCGCCGGGCCGUGCUGGGCUCCCCGAGGGUCAAGUGGACCUUCCUGUCCGGGGGCCGCGAGGCCGAGGUGCUGGUGGCACGGGGGCUGCGCGUCAAGGUGAGCGAGGCUUACCGGUUCCGCGUGGCGCUGCCGGCCUACCCGGCGUCGCUCACCGAUGUGUCCCUGGUGCUGAGCGAGCUGCGGCCCAACGACUCGGGCAUCUACCGCUGCGAAGUCCAGCAUGGCAUAGACGACAGCAGCGAUGCAGUGGAGGUCAAGGUCAAAGGGGUCGUCUUUCUCUACCGGGAAGGCUCUGCCCGCUAUGCUUUCUCCUUCACGGGGGCCCAGGAGGCCUGUGCCCGCAUCGGAGCCCGCAUCGCCACCCCGGAGCAGCUCUAUGCCGCCUACCUCGGGGGCUAUGAGCAGUGUGACGCUGGCUGGUUGUCCGACCAGACCGUGAGGUAUCCCAUCCAGACCCCACGAGAAGCCUGUUAUGGAGACAUGGAUGGCUUCCCCGGGGUCCGGAACUACGGAGUGGUGGACCCGGACGACCUCUAUGAUGUCUACUGCUAUGCCGAAGACCUAAAUGGAGAGCUGUUCCUGGGUGCCCCUGCAGACAAGCUGACGCUGGAGGAGGCACGGGCGUACUGCCGGGAGCGGGGUGCGGAGAUCGCCACCACCGGCCAGCUAUACGCCGCCUGGGAUGGCGGCCUGGACCGCUGCAGCCCGGGCUGGCUGGCCGACGGCAGUGUCCGCUACCCCAUCGUCACGCCCAGCCAGCGCUGCGGGGGUGGCCUGCCCGGUGUCAAGACGCUCUUCCUCUUCCCCAACCAGACCGGCUUUCCCGACAAGCACAGCCGCUUCAGCGUCUACUGCUUCCGAGACUCUGCCCGGCCGUCCGCCAUGCCUGAGGCGUCGGACCCAGCGUCGGACCCGGUCUCUGAUGGGCUGGAGGCCAUUGUCACGGUGACAGAGACCCUGGAGGAACUCCAGCUGCCUCAGGAGGCUGUGGAGAGCGAGUCCCGGGGAGCCAUCUACUCCAUCCCCAUCGUGGAGGAUGGAGGGGGUGGAAGCUCCACUCCAGAAGACCCUGCAGAGCCCCCGAGGACCCUCCUUGAAUUCGAAACGCCAUCCAUUGUCCCUCCCCUGGGGUCCUCCGAAGAGGAAGACAAGGCUUUGGAGGAAGAAGAGAAAUACACAGAUGAAGAGGAAGAAGACGAGGAAGAGGAGGAGGUGGAAGAUGAGGCCCUGUGGGCCUGGCACAGUGAGAUCAGCAGCCCAGACCCGGAGACUCUUCUCCCCACGGAGCCAGCCCUAGAGGAAUGGCUCUCCCGUGCCUCCCCCCGCCCAGCGAGUGCAGUCCUACAGCCUGCUGCGUCCCCACACCCCGACGGAGAGCCGGAAGCUCCCAGGCCUCCGAGGGUCCUUGGACCACCCACUGAGACUUUACCCACUCCCAGGAAUGGGAAACUGACACCCCCGCCACCUUCCACUCCAGCUGGGGAGAGAGCGGUGGGGGAGGAGGCUGGUGGUCCUGAGCUGUCUGGGGUCCCUCGAGGAGAGAGUGAGGAGGCAGGGAGCUCUGAGGAUACCCCGGCCCUGCUUCCAGCCACACGGGCCCCUGAGGGUGCCAGGGAACUGGAGGCCCCCUCUGAAGAGAAUUCUGGAAGAACUGUCCCAGCAGGGACCUCAGUGCGGGGGCAGCCAGUGCUGCCCACUGACAGCGCCAGCCGAGGUGGAGUGGCCGUGGCCCCCUCAUCAGGUAACUUUGCCCAAGGCUCGAACUCCCUCUUUCUCCUUCUUCCCUUUCUCCCCCUGAAGCUCUGGGUCACAUGA